CUCAACGACUGCUCAAAACAACAUGCAACCCUUCCUCGACCUCGUGGGGCACCUUGAGGGCCGCGACAAGCUCACCAAGCUAUGCCAGUACUCGAGCCGCGGGCUCGCCUUCGUCAUCCUCACCGCUGAUCCGAAGAGCGUGCUGGGCCAGCGACUCUCAGCGCUAUACAAGGCGACGCAGGCGGCGCGCAAGUGCUUUCGGAUUGGCAAGUCGAUCAUGUACUUUCCAAAGAUUGAUGCCACGCUGAACAACAAGGUGUUGUCGACAAGGAGUCAGGUGCUAUCCAUCGUCCAAGACGUUGGGAUGGGCAGCUUCUUUUUGUUCGACAACAUGCAAUUCUUUGCCAAUGCCAAGAUAUUCCCAUUCGACGCCGUGCAAGCCGGAAAGCAGGGCGGGUAUCUGUGGUUCUGUGCCAACAUCGCUGGAUUCAUCCUGGCCUACGAAGCACUUCAAAAGGAAGCGGACAAGGAAGUAGCGUUGAUCCAAGCGAAUAUUACGGGGGACAUUCAACCACAAAUCGAUGCCUUGCGUGAGGUGCGAUCGAAGAAGGCGCUCGCCCUACUCAAAGUGACAUGCGACUUGGUUGUGUCGGCCAACACAGCGGGCGUUCGUAUCCCGGAGCGUCUCUUGGGCAAGAAGCUCAACGACGGCAUCAUUGGCGUCCUCGGCUGCAUUUCUGCGUCCGUGUUCCUGCAUUCCCUCUGGCAAGCUCAGUCGCUUCAACGAGGACCGAAGAACAAACAAGUCCUAAAGUCCUAAAUAGAGUGACCUGUCAUACUUAAUA
Molecule: messenger RNA, 785 nt
Organism: Aphanomyces astaci
Lineage: Eukaryota; Oomycota; Saprolegniomycetes; Saprolegniales; Verrucalvaceae
Exons: 7
Coding region: 23-760 (245 amino acids)
Biological process (GO): peroxisome fission; regulation of peroxisome size
Cellular component (GO): peroxisomal membrane
Source: RefSeq, a predicted model, not a curated record